Molecule: messenger RNA, 594 nt
Organism: Aureobasidium pullulans EXF-150
Lineage: Eukaryota; Fungi; Ascomycota; Dothideomycetes; Dothideales; Saccotheciaceae
Exons: 1
Coding region: 1-594 (197 amino acids)
Source: RefSeq, a predicted model, not a curated record
AUGACCGACAAGAUCGAAAUCACUCCUCGCACAGGCACCGCCUUUACACUGAACAAGGGACAGCGCUUGACCGUCAUUGAUCCAAAGGGCGUCCAGGUCUCCGACCUUGUAGCCUUCAACCGUCAUGACCCCGAGGAGGUCAUCAGCAACGGCAGAACGCUCGACUACGCAAGCAGAAUAUACCUUACUACUGGAGACCCGCUCUACUCCAAUCGCAGCAAUGUCAUGCUCAAAAUCGUAGCCGACAACUCUCCAGGCAAACACGAUUUCUUGUUGACGCCUUGCUCGAAAGACACCUUUCGCAUCAUCUAUGGCGACAAAGAGCCGCACCAAGGUUGCUUUGGUAACAUAGCCGGUGCCAUCGAACCCUUCGGCAUCUCAUCCGACCGCAUACCGUGCGCCUUCAACUGUUUCAUGAACGUCACAGUAGAUUCGAAUUCAGGCGAGCUCAAGGUCCUGCCGCCCAUCACGAAGGCGGGAGACAGCAUCGAAUUCGUGGCAGAAAUGGACCUGAUCGUCGCACUGACUGCGUGUUCCGCGCUGCAGUCCAAUGGCGGGUCGUUCAAGCCAAUCCAAUACAAAAUCAGUGAUUGA